AUGCCGGAUGGCUCAACCUUUCGAAUAGUAAGCGUCUUCCCUGGAAAGGGUGAUGCUCAAAUCGAAUGUGAUUUUCUUGAAGUUCCUAAUUCAUCAAAACCCAAGUAUUCCGCUCUGUCAUAUACAUGGGGCGAUCCAACUGUUAAUUCAUUUGUGUGGAUGCAUGGUAAUGUCAUUGGUACUGCUGAGAAUCUCCAAGACGCCUUGAAACAUCUGAGAGACCCUCUGGAUGUUCGUACAUUUUGGAUUGAUGCCCUGUGUAUCAACCAAAAGGAUGAGGCAGAAAAGGCUACGCAAAUACCUUUGAUGCGGCGGAUAUAUCAGCGUUCCAACCUUGUGGUCAUCUACCUUGGAACGUACUCCGAUGGAAGUGAUACGAUUCCAGCAUUCUGUGAGCGCAUCGAAAAAGCCCACAAGCAAAUUGAGGAACUAUACGCGGACGAUCUCGGUAACCCACGGUUCAUUCAAAAGAUCAUUGCUGGGAGCGACUAUCAAACGCUCGGUUUGCCGGAGAGUAAUAGCGAAUAUUGGCAUGUUUUCCAGCAGUUUCUCAGCCGACCCUGGUUUAAGCGCGUUUGGGUGAUUCAAGAGGCUGUUUUGUCAAACUCAGCGGAAAUUGUAUGCGGUGACUGGAGCAUGAACUGGAAUGACUUCAUUGCGUUCUUAUUGAAGUCCUACAUUGCAGCGCUGCCAAUUUUCCCGUCUGAGGUAGAAACAAAGAGGUUUUCGAACAGGCCAACAGACUCGUCCGUAACAAUGAGCCUCAUUAUUUUUAUGAUGGCUCUGGGAGCGGCAAAGGGAGAAUUCUGUCCUUGGAAUUACGUCGAUCUGCUUCAUCGUGGCAGAAUUGCUUUCGCUACCAAGGCUCAUGAUUAUUGCUACGGGUUGCUCGGACUGUCCAAAGAGCUUAUGGAUCCUAAUAUCAAAAUAGAUUAUUCUAUCUCUGUGGAAGAAGUCUAUCGCCAAUUUGCGAGAUAUUUUGUCAUCCAGGGGAAUGGAGUAAAGGUACUCUAUAAUGCCGCUGGCCACGACCUUGACUUGCCGUCUUGGGUUCCAGACUGGUCGUGCCGAAAUAUCGGAAACCCUCGACUUUGCCCGGAACCGCGCGUUGAACCACUCGAAGAUAUAUUUUGCUCAGCGGCGUCUUCAAUCCCUUCUAAUAUUAGAUUGCAUCCAACUUCACCGGAUGUUUUGAUUGUGGGCGGUAUUAUCUUUGAUCGAAUUGAACCUUUGGGAAGUCAACACAUAUCCAAUUUCGAAAUUGGCUACGACCGAGAGCAGAAGCUCACUGCAAGAUACGACGGAAAAGCAAAAGAUCGAGACAGUUUGGAAGGGCAUGAGAUAGAAUCCGAGAAAGGCAGGAUAACUCUCAUCACAGUUUUGGAAAAUUCCAUUAUCGCUGAUUGCGUGACGGAAUUAUGCGAACUUCUGGAUGCUGAGCAACUUCGUGGCUAUCCGACUAGUGAGAAUUAUGUGACAGUGAUCUGGAGAACGUUAACAUGUAAUAUGAGUAGAGGCUCUCAGCAAAAGGCACCGGCCAGCUACUCCGAAUUCUUCAAAGCAUUUCUGAUUUCUACGACAAUACUCGAUCCGACAUGGCAGUUACCACAGAUUUUGCAGCAAAAUCAACAAGAGCCGGAGGAUUCAGAGAGGAAUUUCCGUGAUUGCAUUGAGAUUUUGAUGCAAAGUACUGAAUUCGUUCGAUGUGCUAAAGAGCAUUGCUACUCACGAAAGCGUGGUCGAACCGUACGAGGCUAUGCUGGCCAGUUUUCUCUUUACGCUCGUGUCGGCGAUGCUAUCUUCUUGCCUCUAGGUUCUGCGGUUCCGUUUCUGAUUCGUCCCAAAAAUUCCACUGGGAAUAUGUAUGAAAUUAUAGAGGAAUGCUACGUUCAUGGGAUAAUGGAAGGGGAAGCAUUUAAGUUAGAGAACGUCGCCAAGAUUGAUAUUCAUUUAGCUUAG
Messenger RNA from Venustampulla echinocandica, 1959 nucleotides. RefSeq lists its product as uncharacterized. The record is from RefSeq and is a predicted model, not a curated record. The transcript has a single exon. Bases 1 to 1959 code for a protein of 652 amino acids. NCBI's taxonomy places the organism in Eukaryota, Fungi, Ascomycota, Leotiomycetes, Helotiales, Pleuroascaceae.